This is a messenger RNA of Anguilla anguilla (European eel), 2614 nucleotides long. Its product is annotated as protein-glutamine gamma-glutamyltransferase 2-like. NCBI's taxonomy places the organism in Eukaryota, Metazoa, Chordata, Actinopteri, Anguilliformes, Anguillidae. The record is from RefSeq and is a predicted model, not a curated record. The transcript is spliced from 14 exons. Bases 477 to 2552 code for a protein of 691 amino acids. Gene Ontology annotation, biological process: peptide cross-linking. Gene Ontology annotation, molecular function: protein-glutamine gamma-glutamyltransferase activity.
UCCAGAGCGACGUGCAGCAAAGCGUAUGACCGUAGUUAGAGCUUAACUAACAUGAACAUUUAACUAUGCAUUUAAAGGGCAGUAUGUUAUAAGUUCUUAGGCUUCAUCUGUGAGCGUAACACUGCUGCGUGAAAUGCAUAUUGAUUGACAGUUGCCCCAGGCUUCUUCUGUUAAAUACUGCAUCAUUGCCGCACUGUCAGCUUAACAGUGCAGCAGCAGAAUGAAAGAUUUUAAUUUAAGGAAAUGUGCGUUUAAUUUGUCAGGUAAGCCUAGAACAGGUAUCCCUAAAACUACAUACAGCCAGUCUAACUUUCAAUUAGCAUGCAGGGCUACAGCGACCAUCCCUGAAAGGGGCAGGGUUACACACACACUAUAAACAUCCACCACGCACCACCCUUACCCAGUCCCUGAGACAUCCCACAGAGAAGAGUGGCUUUAGAGAGAAGACACUGACUCUCCAGCACUGCUGCCCCAAGAUGACCUCUGAUCUCUCCAAAGUGGAUCUCCUCUGUCGGAUGAACAAUGAGGGCCACAGAACGAGUGAAAUCUCUACAGAGCGGCUGAUCGUCAGGCGAGGGCAGACCUUCCUGCUUACUCUCCACUCCAGCAGUGCCCGAAGCCUCAAGCCUGACUCCUUGGAACUCACCGUCCAAACAGGACCCGAGCCCUCUGAAGAUUUGGGGACCAAGUGUGUGUUUGGUGUCGCCGGCGAAAGCCUGGCGAAGAAAUCCUGGGAUGCUAAGGUCCAGGAGACUUCCGCCACAUCAGUGACCCUGGCCAUCACUAGCCCGGCGGAUGCCAGCAUUGGGGAGUACACCCUCUCUGUGAAGACGAACCCCGAUAUGACUGUGGGCCACAGCGCUGGGGCCUUUGUCCUCCUGUUUAACCCUUGGUGUGCAGAGGACUGGGUGCACCUGGCCGAUGAAGAGGAGAGGCAGGAGUAUGUGAUGAGUGAACACGGCUUGAUUUACAGAGGGACAAGUGACUACAUUCAUGAGUUGGCCUGGGAUUUUGGACAGUUUGAAAGUGACAUCCUCGACAUCUGCUUGAAAAUGCUGGACCUCAACCCCAAAUGUAUAAAGGACGCAGCCGAGGAUUUCUCCGCACGCUGCAACCCCAUCUAUGUCAGCAGAGUGGUCAGCGCUAUGAUCAACAGUAACGAUGACAGAGGCGUGCUACAGGGCAACUGGAGCAUUUUUUUUUGGGACGGAGUGUCUCCAAUGCACUGGAACGGCAGCGUGGACAUCUUGAGGAAGUGGAAGGAGUCUGACUACCACCCCGUCAAAUAUGGCCAGUGCUGGGUGUUCGGUGGGGUCAUGUGCACAGUUUUGAGGUGCUUGGGAAUCCCCUGUCGUGCGAUCACAAAUUUCAUGUCUGCUCAUGACACUCAAGGAAAUCUAUUAAUCGAUGAAUACUACUCUGAGCAUGGCAUCGAACCCAAGGAGAGCGAUGACAGUGUAUGGAACUAUCAUGUGUGGGUAGAAAGUUGGAUGAGGCGACCUGAUCUCCCUAGAGAACCACUUUAUGAUGGCUGGCAGGUUCUGGACCCCACCCCUCAGGAGCUGAGUGAUGGGGUACACUGCUGUGGCCCAGCUGCAGUGAAGGCUGUACAUGAGGGACACACAGAGCUGAAGUAUGACCUGCCUUUCGUCUUCGCCGAGGUCAAUGCGGACCGGGUCGAUUGGAAAAUCAUGGCUGACGGGUCACAGAAGAGGAUCAUGUCGGACACAAAGUUGGUGGGUCAGAACAUCAGCACUAAAUCAGUGGGCAGUGACGAACGACUCGACAUCACAGCAAACUACAAGUAUCCGGAAGGUACAGAGAAGGAAAGGGAGGCGUUCAAUGAAGCGGUAAGGAGAUCUGAAAAACUCCGCAAACCGGAGCCUGCCCCAGCGCCACCCCCUCCCAAAAUCUCAGUCAAGAUCGAAGAGCAGAGCAAGCUAAUCAACGGCACGGACAUCGACCUGGUGAUCCGACUGCAGAGCCCCACGCCGCGUGAUGUGGUGCUCCAUGUCAACGCCCAGGUCAUGCUGUAUAACGGUGUACUUGAAUCUGAUGUCUGCAGUGAAGAACAGGAAGUACAGCUACUUACCAACGAAGAGCUGACGGUCCCUUUCCAGAUUCCCUUCUCCAAAUAUGGGAGUCACAUACAGGAAAACAAGAGCAUCAAAGUGACAGCAGUAGCCAAUGACAAGGAGCACACCGAGGAGGUGUACCUGGCAGAGAAGGACAUUGUGCUUGAAAAUCCCCCCUUCAGCAUCACUGUCAUUGGAAAUCCUGUGCAGCUAAAGAACUUGCAGGCGGAGAUCAAUUUUGAUAACCCGUUACCCGAGGCUUUGACUAAUUGCUCCAUAAAAGUGUCUGGCAGUGGCUUAUUGAGGGACCCUGUAGAAACCAGGUUUUUGUCUGUGGGCCCAGGGCAGCAGGCUCGAGUUAUAGUGGCCUUCACACCCUACAGAAUUGGACCCAAGAAGCUGAUGGCUAACCUGAACUGUGACCAGUUCCGGGACAUCCAAACAAGCUGCAAAAUACAUGUGUUCAGAUUAAGGUGAAGACUGAAGGGGAUUUUGACCUGCUAGGUGCGGAUGUUCACUCCCAGACCCCUAGGGGGCGU